Molecule: messenger RNA, 1194 nt
Organism: Cantharellus anzutake
Lineage: Eukaryota; Fungi; Basidiomycota; Agaricomycetes; Cantharellales; Hydnaceae
Exons: 5
Coding region: 314-1057 (247 amino acids)
Source: RefSeq, a predicted model, not a curated record
UCCGACAUCUCUACUGCUGAACUUUGUCUGCACCGUCACGUCAUCCCGCACCGAAUCUGAGGUGCGCGAGAUGAAUCCGAGGCAAAGGCAAAGUUGCGGAAAUCUAUUAUACUUCACACGGUACGUGAGUGUGGGAGCCAGCCACAAUCGGACUGAACGACUAGUUAUUUCCGAAAAGGGUCGCACGCAAGCACCCAUAUUUAUCCAGUGCGCCAAGUUUCGGGGCUCGGAGUAUGCCGGGGUUUUUUGUAGUUGUUGUUACAUUUACAGUUCGCAUUCCUCGAUCGGCUUACUCUACUAAAUACGCUGCAACAUGCCGAAUUUGCGAAGCGGUAGGCAUGGAGCCGUUCCAUUAGAUGCCUUGGCCCCAGAAACACUAAUGGAAGAAGAACCUCUGCACAUCGGAGGUUCGUCGGUGGAAGUCACCGAGCCUGCCUUCGGGGAUUCUCCAGAAAACUUGACGCCUCCCCAGCAACAUCCGCACGGCAGUCGCGAAAUUCAAGUCCCGCUCCCAAAUCAGUCAGCUCUAAAGAGAUCCAAUUUGGAGAUUGGGCCGUCAGUGGGUGAGCCCUCCUCUAAACGUGCACCCACGACUCUCGCGGUUCAUCCCAAUGUCCUGGACGAGGCCACCCACAUAACGCUUGACGCACUUGUCGUCGAGUUCAUGCUCAAGUUUGCCGAGCAUCUCUCCAGAAAUCCAUUUCGUCUUCUUCUUCUCGACCGAAUUGUCCUCCAAUCAGACGGAGUACUCGACUCGAAAAGUUUACCGCCACUGGAUGAUUUAAUCGCACAACAUCCGGAGUUGGGGGAUAGGUUAGAUGAAGCAUGGGAGGCUCAAUCGUUCAAGGAGAUACGAAACUUGGAAAUUCUUCUUCCAACCGCCCAGCCUGCGGGUCCUCCCGACCCUGAAGCGAUACUUGAUUCUCAAUCAUCCGAAGAUGCGGCAGUCAAGUCGUGGUCUUCCAAAUACAGAGGAGACGCUGCCAACAUUCUUUACCAUCCUCUGGCAUGGGGAAAUCGCGAAUGGUCGACGAGUUCUCCAAGCAGCACUUUGUAGUCCCCUUCAAUCUCCGUCAGGGAGCUGAAGGAUAUCCGGCUCCUGACCAUGAUGUCUUGAAUUGGUUCACAAGGAUUGGUCUUAAAGAGCAUGAAAGCGAUACUCGUUUCAGCGCAUUUCUCACUGCAUUGUUCGAG